UUUGAGAAAUGUAACUACAUAAGAAUUGUGUGCUGCGUAAAUGCCCCUAAAAUUUAAAAUUGUUUACAAAAAGGGACUUGAACAUUGGGGUCCAUGACAUCUGUCAUCACGGCAAGGUAUCCAAUAAAGAGAACACCAAACCAAGAAAACCAGCUAUGGUGGUCUUCUCAUGGCUGCUUUUGCCGUCCUUUUCUUUUCUUUUUCACAAUCACUUUGAACUCUAAACAACUUUUCUUAGCGCCCACUCUUCCAAACCCUCUAAAAUAUCUCUCAAAAUGGAGGGGCAUCUCAAGUUGGGACUUCUAUAAAUACCCUUCAGUAUAUCCAACACCAGCUCCAUGUCUCUUGCUGCUUGAUAAUACGCAUCCACAAUCCAUCUCUUCAGUCCAGAUCCAAAGUUCUGGUAACCAAACAGAUCUCGGCAUUUGCUCAUUCUUGCGAGUUUAAUGGCAGAGAAUUUUGAUUCUCAGCUUGUGAGUCCUCUUCCUUCCUCCAUUCCCUGCUGGGUACUGUCCAACCACCGAGCUUCUAGGAUGAGAGGCAAGGCUUCAGCCAUCAUGAAGCAGACGUUCUCCUUCAUAGCGACCAUGGCAAAGGUGAAGUCCAUCAUAGCGACGAGCCGAAGCAGCGCCAUUAAGGCCAGGCUCCUCAUCUUUGGGCUCCUGCGCAACAAAAAACUUCUGAUGAGUGCAAUAAACCAUAGGAUACAUGCUCUUAUGAGACAGGAGAAAGGAAAGCAUACCCAGAAUGAAGAGGACUACAGCAAGGCAAUUGUGCUUUACAAUAAUGCAGCGGAGGAGGAGGCUUUGAAUGCGAGACACAUGGAAAUUUUGGAGCAGAGGGAAAUUGAAGAUGAAGACGAUGACUAUCCGGACCUUCGUCACUCACUCUUUGAUUUGGAAGAUGAAGAUGAUGAUGAUGAUGAGCUGAUGAAUGGAACUGGAUCUGUCAUAGAUCUAGUAAGGAAUUUGAGGGAGGAUGGCAAGGAGUUCAGACUUGAAGAUGAGAUUGACCUUGUUGCUGAUGUGUUCAUCAGAAGGUUCCACAGGCAGAUGAAGAUACAGAAGCAGGAGUCUUUCAAAAGGUACAGGGAGAUGCUAGAAAGAAGUCUCUAAUAAUAUGUACUCCUGAAUGCCAUCAUUUGAGAAGUUAUAUUGCAUUGACACAAUUCAUAUGAUGGAGUGCAUAGUUCUGCUACUAAUGCUUGUAGAUCUAGCAUGAACAUCAUCAUUAUCAUCACUUAGCUGCCUCCAGUCUUUUUUUCCUUUGAAAGUUUAAAAAAUUCAAGGGAAGGAACCAGCUGUAGAUCGUUUCAAUUAGUAUGCAGAAAUUAAAAAAAAUAAAAUAAAAUGAUAGAAUAAGAAUUUCAUGAUGAUUUAAUAGUUUUUCCAGAGUGAUGCAUGAUGGACUGUCAGUGUAUGUUCCCAUCAGCAUUACUUGUUAUCAUGUAUGUAUGUUUUAAGAAAGGUUCUUUUAUUUUUCAUCU
Phalaenopsis equestris is the source of this 1486-nucleotide messenger RNA. RefSeq lists its product as uncharacterized. Bases 447 to 1115 code for a protein of 222 amino acids. Lineage: Eukaryota; Viridiplantae; Streptophyta; Magnoliopsida; Asparagales; Orchidaceae. The transcript has a single exon. The record is from RefSeq and is a predicted model, not a curated record.